Molecule: messenger RNA, 1953 nt
Organism: Periconia digitata
Lineage: Eukaryota; Fungi; Ascomycota; Dothideomycetes; Pleosporales; Periconiaceae
Source: the annotation of a GenBank genome assembly
CCAGCUUCCACCACCAUGGCAUUAGACAUGUUGAACGCAGACCAUCACCACUCUCCACCGCGCCCUUCCCCGUCUCCUGCGAAUGCCUCCUUCCUCCAGAUGCCGCUCUCCAUCCUCGGCAGCGUCCUACGCAGACAAUCACCCAGCCCUGCGCCUUCCAAUGCCUCAGCCACAUCUCUCGAACAAUCUCAACUCCCACUCGGCUCCGCUCAGCCUACUAGUCACCCCAUGAGUGCUUCUCCCUCUCGUCCCAGUACGUCAAGUACUGCUGCAUCCUUGCAAGAAAGGCCCAGGAAGCGGGCAUCGCGGCCCAAGACUGUCUACAACUUGGCUCAACCUCCACCGACCUCCAACCCCAGGCAGAAAAAACUUUCCGUCCGCCCCAAAGUUUUGCUUCAGCUCCACCAGGUCGUUGCUUCGCGCCGCCCAAAACCCGUAUACGAAGCCGUUCCGUACUCUAUUUUGGGUCCCGUGUCUUCUCGCCGUCUUGCUCGCUCGUUCCAGUCCAGGAAACUCACCCCUCACGACAUCUUGAUUGUGAGCUGCGGAGGAUAUGAUCAAAGUCUGGAAGAAAAAAUGGAGGAUGACAGCUGGGGUGCUAGGGACGUUGUGGCCGUUAUUUGCCCGGCAAGAGAAGACAGGGGACUCUCAUCUAGGGCAGAAAUCAUACUGGAGAACGGUCAAAUAUGGGAAGUCGGUGCAACACCCAACGGUGCCUACGAAUUCAAUUAUACCGACGAUCAUGGACUGUGCCUGAAGUCUCGCUGGGUGCCUAAAGCAUCCCAUCUUCGUCGCCGGUCCACAAUGUCUAAUACUUCGGUAGCUUCACCUGCGACUCCCUCGGAUGAGACCAAGUUCAACUUCAGUACCAUCAGCGCAAACUCGCGGCGCCACCCUGUCAUCGCUACCCUGACAAAGGGUCGAAUCGAGAUCCAGGAUUCUUAUGUGAUGCCCGCCGCAACUUCUCCCUCCACACCGAGUCAACCCAAUUCCGCCUUACCAACCCCUUCAACUAUCGACAUGGAAUCAUUCAUGGAUCCCCCCAACGGUCGCUUACCUGUGACGACCGAUGACGAUCUACGCCGCUUCAUCGUCAUUUCCGGUGUCUGGGUCGCCUUCUGCGAAAACUGGUCUACAGCAUAUUCCAACUCUCGAAACACCUGCACCCCGCAUAUGAACCGCGCCGUCUCGAUGCCAUUCGUCGACUCACCCCGUUCCGCCUCCCCAGCCUCCACCAUCGACGAAACCCACCGCACCAUCCCAAGAAUAAUACGGACAAGUACACAGCUUCUCCACCGCAACUCGAGCUUCACCAACGGCACACCCGAUCCGACUCCAUCCACUCCCUCAUCACCAAUAAAAACGCGCCCUCGCCGCGCAAACUCCACAGGCACCGCCGAGCUUAUCCGCGCCGGUAGCACCAAGAAGAAAUUCGGCCUCGCUCUCGAAGAGCAAAUCCUCAUCGAAACAGAGGAAGAGCGCCAAGCGAGAAGAAGUACGGAGAUUCUACGCAUCAAGGAACUCUCCCUACCACCCACUACAACACCCACUCUUAUGUAUCCUACACAUCAGUUAUCACCAAUCCCCUCGGCCGUCGAUCCCGGUCCCACACUCCACGACAUCAGUAAUAAUUCUAAUCUGCUCGCUGCCUCCUCCCCGCUGUCCCCUUCUGUAAACCCCCGCGAUCGCAAGGCGAGAUCCGCAUAUGAUCCCGUAGUCACGGCGGGACUCUGGGACUCUGGGAUCGUGGAGGGCGGAGGACGGUUGAAGACGAGACCGACUAGCAUGGUCAUUGUGAACGAGAAGAAGCAAAAAGCCGCGAAGAAGGAAUCCAAGAACAAGGAUAAAGGAAAGAAGGAGAAGAAGCCCAAGGAGAGCCGGCGGAAGAGCGAGGGUCUGCGGCAAAUGUUCCAUGACAUUUUCCGGAAGGAGAAGAAGAGCCCUGUGGCGUGA